Serpula lacrymans var. lacrymans S7.9 is the source of this 1729-nucleotide messenger RNA. Its product is annotated as glycoside hydrolase family 5 protein, cellulose binding module 1. The transcript is spliced from 11 exons. Gene Ontology annotation, biological process: glucan catabolic process. The coding region runs from base 232 to 1503 and encodes 423 amino acids. NCBI's taxonomy places the organism in Eukaryota, Fungi, Basidiomycota, Agaricomycetes, Boletales, Serpulaceae. The record is from RefSeq and is a predicted model, not a curated record. Gene Ontology annotation, molecular function: cellulose binding; hydrolase activity, hydrolyzing O-glycosyl compounds. Gene Ontology annotation, cellular component: extracellular region.
UGCCCAGCCUAGACACGUUGGUCUACCGGGUUUUCUCAAAGUGAUAGGCUAGCCAUGUUCGGUGAACCUUCGGAAUCGAGGACAUGCCCCUCGUAAAUCUGUAUUGCACUCAGCGGAGCAGUGAACUUGUGAUACAUCGGUAUUGACUUCAUUUUCCCGGAACAACAAGAGGUAUAAAAGCGACCACCAGAAAACCCCACCUACCCCUGCAUCUCCACGUCCACAGACAACAUGGCUGUAAAGACUUUAUACAUGUUUGGUUUCGUCGGCCUCACUGCACUCUCCGUUCAAGGCCAAGCUGCUUUAUAUGCCCAAUGUGGCGGUAUUGGUUGGACUGGCGCUACUACUUGUGCAACAGGUGCUGUUUGUACCGAUAUUAACUCGUAUUACUAUCAAUGUUUACCCGCCUCCUCUGCUACGUCUGUUGGGGGAGGAUCUCCGACAACAUCUACAGUAUCUGUGAGCUCGCCCACUAGCACUUGUGGCGCCACGCCGCCAUCAUCUGCCGGCACAUUGAAGUAUGCUGGUGUGAACAUCGCUGGAUUCGAUUUUGGCUGUGACACUUCAGGCGAUUGCACAGCGAGCGGUGCAUAUCCUCCUCUUGCGCAGUACUAUGGUGCCGAUGGAAUUGGCCAAAUGACCCAUUUUGUCAAUGAUGACAAGUUCAACAUUUUCCGUCUCCCUGUUGGGUGGCAAUAUCUUACAAACAAUGUGUUGACUGGCACGUUGGAUGAAACCAACUUCGCCGAGUACGAUACACUCGUUCAAGGUUGUCUCGGAACGGGUGCGAGUUGCAUCGUGGAUAUUCAUAAUUAUGCUAGGUGGAACGGACAGAUUAUUGGACAAGGCGGACCGUCUAACGAGAUAUUUGCGUCCCUCUGGAGUUCCAUCGCAACGAAGUAUGCGAGCCAGCCUAAAGUUAUCUUCGGAAUCAUGAACGAGCCUCAUGACCUUCCUAGCAUUCCACUAUGGGCAGGUACCGUUCAAGCUGCUGUGACUGCUAUUCGCCAGGCAGGGGCCACUUCUCAGCUUGUCCUUCUCCCCGGUGACAAUUGGACUUCAGCUGCGACUUUUGUGUCUGGCGGCUCCGCAGAUGCACUGAACAAUGUGACCAACCCUGAUGGUAGCACCACCGGCCUUAUUAUGGAUGUCCACAAGUACCUGGACUCUGAUAACUCAGGAACGAACGCCGAGUGUGUGACCGAUAACAUUGCUAGCGCCUGGCAGCCUCUUUCGCAGUGGUUGCGCUGCAACGGUCGUCAAGCAUUGAAUACAGAAACUGGUGGCGGAAAUGUCGCUUCCUGCGAGACAUACAUGUGCCAACAAAUUGAUUAUCAAGCGCAGAACUCGGAUGUGAUUCUCGGAUACGUCGGGUGGGCAGCUGGGAACUUUGCUGCGAGCUAUGUACUUGGCGAGACUCCUACCCAGAGCGGUACGACUUGGACUGAUACGGCGCUCGUUUCGACCUGUAUGGCGCCGUCAGCAAACGGCGUCGCUGCAUGAAAAAAAAAAGGGUCACUAUGCGUGUACUAUCAUUUCUCGGCUUACUUGCAAGUUGUAUGUAUAUAUAAACUCCUGUCCAUUUCAGGUGAAUCAAGUUUGAUGUGACUGGUCUGGACUGCGCGGUGAGGAGGAUCAAUGUUGCGAGGAGAACGUGGGCUGCACAGUUCAGAAUAGGGACCGAGUUAAGCCUUGAAGAUGAUGUGGAAAUGAUAGCCAUGUCGUCCAU